AAACACACAAUCCUUUAAAGACGGCUAAACCUUCGGUGUCAGAUCCCUUCUAAGGAAGCAUAUAAUCACUUCACAUAUUGAGUGAACUUCACUCUCACCAACUUUCUCUUCAACAACUCUCACAUGCACUUCUUUUAGGGUUUUUAAUUCAAAGCUUUAAACCUUGAUCUCUUUGAAUUUUGAAAAUAUAUUCCACUCUCUCUUUUAUUAUAAGGUUAGUCUUUGACUCUUAGAAGAAAAUAGUUUAGGAUAUGGAAGAGAGAAAUGGUUGUGAGAAACUUGAAGAGGUUAUGCUUCCAGGGUUUAGGUUUCAUCCAACUGAUGAAGAACUUGUUGGAUUUUACCUAAAGAAAAAGAUUCAACAACGCCCUCUUGCUAUUGAACUCAUCAAGCAGCUUGAUAUUUAUAAAUUUGAUCCAUGGGAUCUACCAAAGUUGGCAAGUACAGGAGAGAAAGAGUGGUAUUUUUACUGUCCAAGAGACAGAAAGUACAGAAACAGUGCAAGACCUAAUAGGGUAACAAGAGCUGGGUUUUGGAAAGCAACAGGAACAGACAGACCUAUUUAUUCCUCAGAGGGUUCUAAGUGUAUUGGCUUGAAAAAAUCCUUAGUUUUCUACAAAGGUAGAGCUGCCAAAGGAGUCAAAACUGAUUGGAUGAUGCAUGAGUUUAGACUACCUUCUCUCAUAGAUUCAUCAUCUUCUCCAAAGAAAUAUGUAGACAAGACCAUUCCGGCCAAUGAAUCUUGGGCAAUAUGCAGAAUAUUCAAGAAAACCAAUGCAACAGCUCAAAGAGCUCUCUCUCACACAUGGGUCCCUCCUUUACUUGAAACAUCAACCUCCAAUGUUCUAACAACAAAUGAUGGAAACCAUAACCAAUUUUGUUCAUCAAACAUGAUCUUAACAAAGAAACCUAGCUUUGCAAGUCACUCUAGUACUUCUACUAAUAACCUAACACAAAACUUAACCUCUUCUAGUAGUACUACACUUUGUCCCUUAGAUGUUCCAUCUUAUAAUAAUCCAAUUAUUGAUCCAUUGAUUUACAAACCCUUAUACCGUUUACCAAUUUCAAAUGAUCAAGAUCUUAACCUAAGCACUGGCUUAGUAUUUUCAUCUCCUCUUGAAACAUCUUGUAACAAAACUUCAAUGGAUUUUUCUUCCUUGCUAUUAGGUAUGUCAUCUGAAGUAACAACUUCAAACUACAUUGGUAAUUUACAAGACCAUUACAAUAAUGGGUAUCCAUUAUUGGCUAACAUUCCGAAUAUGAACGUGCCUCGUGUUGAUGAUCAACAAGAGAUGGAUACGGUUCGACCCAUUGGAUUUCCAUUCAGUGUGCCUCUCAAUAUUGGUGAUGCUUGGAAGUCAUCAAGUCUUGUUUGGGAUACUUCCUCUUGUACUUCUGAUGAACCCUCUAGUUAUUCUACUACCAAGUGUUAUACUUAGGGUUUAAUUUGUUAAACUAUAGGUCAUUGAGCUAGUUUAUUUGUUACUUCCUCCGUCCUUUUUAAAAGA
This is a messenger RNA of Medicago truncatula (barrel medic), 1508 nucleotides long. RefSeq names its product protein FEZ. The record is from RefSeq and is a predicted model, not a curated record. Gene Ontology annotation, molecular function: DNA binding. NCBI's taxonomy places the organism in Eukaryota, Viridiplantae, Streptophyta, Magnoliopsida, Fabales, Fabaceae. The coding region runs from base 252 to 1439 and encodes 395 amino acids. The transcript has 3 exons. Gene Ontology annotation, biological process: regulation of DNA-templated transcription.